Podarcis raffonei (Aeolian wall lizard) is the source of this 2007-nucleotide messenger RNA. It is a transcript of the gene ODAD4, whose product is annotated as outer dynein arm docking complex subunit 4. The record is from RefSeq and is a predicted model, not a curated record. Lineage: Eukaryota; Metazoa; Chordata; Lepidosauria; Squamata; Lacertidae. The transcript has 12 exons. Gene Ontology annotation, cellular component: cytoplasm. Bases 69 to 1895 code for a protein of 608 amino acids. Gene Ontology annotation, molecular function: protein binding.
GUUGCUAGGAUGCAGGUUGCUAGGCAGCGGCGUCCGCGUCUCACUUGGGCCUUGCCCGGCUCCCAGGCAUGGGGGACUCGGAGGGCGAGGUUUUGCGGGGGACCUUCCCCAGCCUCAUGGCGGAAGGGACGAUGCUGAGCCGGCGCGGGGAGCUUGCCAAGGCUCUGACUUGCUACACCUACGCCCUGCAACUCCAGCCAGGUGACAGGAACUGCCUUGUUGCCCGUUCAAAAUGCUACCUGAGACUUGGAGAUACAGAAAAUGCCUUGAAGGAUGCAGAAGCCUCCCUGGCAGCUGACAAAGGGUUUACCAAGGGCCUAUACCAGAAAGCAGAAGCAUUGUACACUAUGGGGGAUUUUGAAUUUGCCUUGGUCUAUUACCAUCGAGGCCACAAGAUCCGCCCAGAGUUGCCACAAUUCAGGCUGGGCAUUCAAAAAUCCCAGGAGGCAAUUGAAAAUUCUGUCGGAAGCCCUUCUUCUGUGAAACUGGAGAACAGAGCAGACCUCUUCUUUCUGAGUCGCCAGGCAGAGAGUAAAAGAGCAAAACAGAAGCUUCAGGUCAAAUUUCCUAAGAAGGAUGCAAAGUACCUAGGCAGACAGGAGCCUGUGAGGAAUGAGAAAACCGAACGGCAGCUGCUGGGGGAGCUCUACGUUGACAAGGCUUUUCUGGAGAAAUUGCUCAAGGAUGAAGACUUGACCAAAAGCACCACGAAGCAGGGGGUGACUGUUGGACGCCUGAUCCAGGAAGGGCUUUCCUACCUCGAUACCCGCACAGAUUUCUGGCAGCAGCAGAAACCUAUCUACGCCCGGAUCAGAGACCGCAAGCUCAUGCUUAAGAGAUGGACAAGAGAUCAAAAGCGGAAGCCAUCCGAGGUGGCCAGAUACAUCUUAAAGAGCAUGGAGGACAUUGAUAUGUUGUUGACUAGCGGCAGCCCUGAAAGAAGCUGCCAGAAAGCUGAACAAGUGCUGAAAAAGAUCCAAGGCUGGUCUGACGAAGAGAUCCCCAACAGGAGCGAACUGGUUGGAAACCUCUACAGCUGCAUUGGAAAUGCUCAGAUUGAGAUGGGGAACAUGGCAGCAGCUUUGCAGAGCCACCAGGUGGAUCUGGACAUUGCAAAAGAAAACAACCUGACUGAUGCCAUCUCCAGAGCCCUUGACAAUAUUGGCAGAGUGCAUGCCCGCAUGGGCAACUUCCAGAACGCCAUUGACACCUGGGAAGAAAAGAUUCCACUUGUGAAGAGCAACCUGGAGAAGACUUGGCUGUUCCACGAAAUGGGCAGGUGCUACCUGGAGCUCAACAAAGCGGCGGAGGCUCGGGACUUUGGCGAAAGGUCCUUGCAGUGUGCAGAGGAAGAAGGAGACAUUGAGUGGCAGCUGAACGGCGGUGUAUUGGUGGCACAAGCACAAGUGAAACUGGAAGAUUUCCAUUCCGCAGUCACCUACUUUGAGAAGGCUCUGGAGCAGGCGAAACGUAUCCAUAACGUUGCUGCUAUGCAGGCGAUCAUUAUUGCACUGGAUGAAGCCAACAAAGGAUUCAUCAAAGAAUUGAAAGAAGAACAGAGGCUUGAAAGGAUGCGUGAGUUGAAAGAGUUAGAAGAUGAAGAGGAGGAGGAGGAAGAAGAAGAACAAGAGGAGGAGGAGAAGAAGGAAGAUGCUGGCGCUGCAGAUACAGGAGAGCGUACAUUAAAAAAGCAAGAAGAGGAAAAGUCUGGGAAAACUGAAACUGAAGGAGAGAAAGAGGUAUCAGGCACGGAGGGCGGAGAGACAAUUGCACCCAAGGAUGGGGAGAAGAAGCAAGAGGAGGAGGGAGAAAAGCCACAAGGAGAAAGUGGGGGAGGAAGUCAGAAAACAGAAGAGGAGGACACAGGAAAGUCGGGUGAGGACAUUCCUGGAUGAGGCCUGUGAAAGCUUGCCCUUGGGAACUCUUGGUGUAUAACUCUUGAAGUGUCUUUUCCAUGGUGUCAUCUGUUUUGCUCCAGAUGUCUUCUCCCCAAGUCACUUUCAGGGC